Molecule: messenger RNA, 2528 nt
Organism: Lytechinus pictus (painted urchin)
Lineage: Eukaryota; Metazoa; Echinodermata; Echinoidea; Temnopleuroida; Toxopneustidae
Product: CCAAT/enhancer-binding protein alpha-like
Exons: 1
Coding region: 410-1267 (285 amino acids)
Biological process (GO): regulation of transcription by RNA polymerase II; DNA-templated transcription
Molecular function (GO): DNA-binding transcription factor activity, RNA polymerase II-specific; RNA polymerase II cis-regulatory region sequence-specific DNA binding
Source: RefSeq, a predicted model, not a curated record
UUUUACCAAAAGAUAAGAAAUGGUAUAUUUUUUUAAUUCAAAUAUGGUCUAUACCUCUUAAUGGCAUAGUCAAUAUAAUUUUAUGAGACUGAUAUUGGGUUUUCAUACAAGAAAAUGAAGGCACUUCGGCUCGAGCUCCGCCCCAUCGAAAAGGGGAUUCCCGCGGAAGAAUAUGAAAAAUGUUACAUACGAUCGUAUAUAUUAUGCAUGGAGAGGAAUUUAGAUGUAUGCAGAUGUAAACGUGUAUUUAUACGUAGCAGUUCAACUAAGUAUUCGUAUUCUGCUGUAAAUUCUGAUCUGACGUGACUUGCCCUCGUGGACGAGAAAACUACUUAUAUAAGAGUGGAUUUGCACAUUUUGAUCAUUCACUGCAAACUAUCAUUACCGUGAAGUCAAUCCACAUAUUUUGAUGGACUCGUUUUCACAGAUAAUGUCACAAUGUCACUUGGGCACGACAAACGAAAUGAUGGAUUCGCCCACUAACUUUUACGAUUGCGAAGCGGAAGAGAAAAGAUUCACCGUCAAACAAGAACAAUUUGAUGAAAUUGAGGAAACACACGUUGGACUUGGUGAUCUUCUCCACUGCGAAAAUUCAAUUGAUCUUGGCGUGUACCUUGGAAGAACUGAUUCAAUUCCGCAAAAUCCACUCGAAACUACCGGUGACGGAAUUCUCCGACAACUAGAAGAAUUCGCCUCACAUCAGCAGCAGAUGCUGACUCAAGCUCCUGCCCCAACCCCGGGCGCCCCGGCCCAGCCCAACCAGCAGUCCGUACAUUCCGUUGACCAUCAUUUCGAAACCACAAUAAGCAAUAUGCCACAGAAUACUCAGGCCCACAUUGAACAAUCGGUUCCUGAUUAUCAGUGGAUCAAUAGUAACAGCACCAGUGCAGCCUCUAGCCCAGGCCUACCAACAGAUACAUUUGAUGAGCAAUCCCAAGAUGGUCAUACUCCUGUGCUUAUUUCCAGCGCCAACUCAGCCAGUGGUAGUGGAAGCUCCCAAAAUAAGCGAAAACGGCCUGUCCCUACUCCUGGCACAGAUGAGUACAAGCAGAAGAGAGAACGGAACAAUAUAGCGGUGCGAAAAAGUCGUGAAAAAACAAAAUUGAAAAAUAGAGAGCUCCAGGACAAGGUUGGAGACCUUCAGUCAGAGAACGCUGCGCUGAAAAAGCGAGUUGAAGGUUUGAUGAAGGAGCUGACUGUCCUUCGUAGCCUGUUUAUUAAUACUGGAAAGGCGGCUCCUGCUGCUUUGGAGAAAGCUGUGAAGUAAUGGAAGCCAGGAGCAAAACUUGGACUGUUACUCAGUGUUAGCGGAAACCGACGAAUACUCUUUCACUCGACAAGUCUGUUCUGUCUUAGUCCUCGGUUAAGAUCAUCAAGAAGCAUUUCAGCAGUAGACUGCUAGUCUCUUGGAGGCAGUGAUGUAGACGAGCGCAGAGUCGAGUCGAUAGCAAGGCGGAUCCAGAACUAGAUGGGAGAUUGUGAUUGUGCGAACUGUGAUAAUGAUAUCAACUACGUUCCUUUACAACCAACAACUCUGAUGGUUCUAAGAACUCAUGAACAUGUGCAUGUACUGUAAAAGUUUGUUGCCUCGAAAUGUGAAGAACAAAUUUCCUGUGUGUAACAAGGAAAACGUUUAUCACAUAAGCCCAAGCAUUUAGAUGCUAGCCUUUUGCAUCUUUGAACUGAAUGUUGCAGACAUGUACUUUGGUUGGUUGUUUAUUAUGCAGUGGUCUAUAGCUUAUUUUCAUUUUGAUAUUGAGAGGAUAGCUGGUGGGCAUUAAUGUGGUAUUGUGCUAUUGGCUCAAUAGAUGUUAUGAUCACAUCAAUUGAUGGCUGAUGAUUUAAAGGGGAAAGAUCAUUUAGAAUAUUUUUUGUAGUUAUGCGCCCUAGAUAUUCACAUUUUGUUGCCUGUCUUGUUGUUUCUAAAAAGCCAUUUUGAAAUUAAGUUAUUGGCAAAGAGGAAUAAUGAAAGUAGUUAUCUUGGCUUCUUGAGCUUUUUAAAAGAAAUUUAGCCUGUUUUUUUAAGUUUUAAUUUAUUCACUAGUAGAGUAAUAAGUAAUAUAUUUUCAAUUGGACUGUGAUGUUGAUUGAUAAAGAUCACAAACUUGUCUAUACUGAUUAUCUGAAAUCUGUUUUGGUGUACUAAGGUCCAGUAUAAUUAUUUACUGGUUGUUCAUGUUUGUAUUCUAUUCUUUUUCAUACAUAAUUUCUUCAUGCAAAAUUUGAAUGUACAUGUACAUGUUUGAUUUUUUAAUUAUGAUUUGAUAUAAUUUUUCAGAUGGAAGAAUUGCAGUGUUUUAUGCAAGUUUUAAUGUGGUUGACCUUUAUUGCAUUUACAUGUACAUGAAGAUUAUUUGUUUUUGGAAUAGUGUCAUGUAAUUGUAAAAUCUAAAUAACAUAAAUUAUUGUAUAAAAUAUAUUUUAUAUAACGAGUCAAGAUGUCUAUCAUUGAAAAAAAAACAAUCAGAUUGUGAUCUUUUUGAAGUACAUACAUGUAUGAGACAUAAUAUAUGGUUACUCAAAACAAA